UCUGCCUACAUUAGCAACAUGUGAUGCGAUGCUUCCUUUCCAGGGACCACCAGUGUGAUUCAACAUAUACGGACGCUGUGCGGAUUCAGCAAUGAAAUUGUCCAGCCCUUCACCAUAAGCACAGGCGAGGACACUGCAUACUCAGUAUCUCCCGACGCACACGUGCAGUGCCACCAAUGAUGCUGCGCCAGACACUUCAGAAAGUUGUGACUUUGGCGUCGCUGGUUGGAGUCUGGGGCCAGGACGACCUGGGCUUGGGCAAUGGCUUCCUCACCCUGAACACGACCAACUUCAGCGCCCGCAUAGUCCGCAAUGCCCAGGUUCUGGCCUCCCUCAAGCCGGCAGGCGAAGAGUUUGACUUUCUUCCGGCCGACUACCUGUCACGGCGGGCGCGCAAUGGCCAAUAUCACUGGGGAGACAUUACCUUUCGACACCGCCAGGCUGGCACUUCGGAUGCCUGGAUCAACGGCGACACUGCCGUAUCACGUCAACCUGUCACGGUUGUGAGCAGUACUAGCAGCAUUGACGAGGAUGGCAACAAAACCAAUGCUACGGUGCUCGCAGCAGCAGAUCUGUCAGCUACGCUCCCGAGCACUAUGCCCUUGUCCAUCACGCGCGAGUGGCUCGAGGUGGACGGCGACCUCGCCCUGCGCUUCACCCUCCGCAACCCGGCGGACAGUAACAACAACAACGCGGCCAUAGAAAUUGGCAGCCUCGGCUUCCCCGCCGAGUUCAACAGCAUUUUCACCGACCGCCACGCGGCCGACAUGCAGCGCCUGUGCUCCCUGUCGGACCCGUACAUUGGCAUGCACGCGGGCCAUAUCCGCGUGAGCCCGAUCCGCGGCUCCGGAAGCGCCCUGGUCGUCACGCCGCUCGCGGGGACUGACACGCCCAUGGAGGCGUACCGCAACCUGUACGAGGCGUGGUACGCCGACACGGGCUACGGCAGCCAGACGUUCGAGGGCUUCUACGAGUGGCAGGUGCUCAGCAAAGCGUGGGCCGAGAACGAGUGGGCGGCUAAUGGGGCAAAGCCGUGGAACGAGCCCUCGAGUCGGGUUCUCGAGGCCGGGGCCUCGCUUACUUUCGGGCUGCGCUUCUCGGUGGUCAAAGAUGGCGUCAGGGGUUUUGAUGCGGCGCUGAAAGAAGUGGGAGUGCCGGUCGCGCAGGGCGUCCCGGGGUACAUCGUCCCACAGGGCGAGCCGGCCGAGUUGCUGCUCCAGUACUCGGCGGGCGAAGUGACGAGUAUCGUCUCUACACCCCCCGGUGCCCUGGACACGGCGCGCACAUCCGACGGCGGCCGAUACACGGUCACGCCAUCAGCCAGCGCAUGGGGCCGCGCGCGGCUGACGGUGGCUUACGCAGACGGCAAGACGCAGACGGUGCACUACUACAUCACCAAGCCCGGGACGCAGGCCCUCGCGGACAUGGGCAGGUUCCUCACCACGGAGCAGUACUUCACCGACACGUCAGACCCGUUCGGCCGCGCCCCCUCGGUCAUCACGUACGACUACGAGGCCCGCUCGCUCGUCCUGCAAGACAGCCGGGCGUGGGUGGCCGGGCUGAGCGACGAGGGCGGCGCGGGGGCCUUUGUCGCGGCGUUCAUGAAGCAGGCCGUCCUGCCCGACGCCGACGAGGUCGGCAAGCUCGAGGCCUUUAUCGACCAGGUCAUCUGGAACAAGACGCUGCAGCUGGCGGACUACGCGGUGCGCAAGAGCACGUUCUACUACGACCCGGCCACGGGGUACCCGUACGACAAGAGCCUGGACUGGACGUCCUGGACGUCGUGGGACAGAACCGCCGCGUACGCCACCGACCGCGCGUACGACUACGUCCACGUCGCGGCCGCGUACUGGGCCAUGUACCGCGUCGCCAGGGCGUAUCCGGACCUGACCCCCUCUCACGGCUGGGAGUGGUACCUCGAGCACGCGCACGGGACGGUCAUGCGCGCCAUGGAGUGGGACGUCGGUUACAACCGUGUCGGGCUCAUGGGGGAGACUGUGUUUGGAGAGAUCCUGACGGACCUGCGCCGCGAGGGCGGCGAGGAGUGGUCUGGCCAGGCGGAUGGGCUGGAGGAGGCGAUGAGGUCUCGAGCGGUGCAGUGGGAUGGCGAGGAGGUGCCGUAUGGCAGCGAGAUGGCGUGGGACUCGACGGGCCAGGAGGGCGUGUAUUACUGGGCCAAGCACUUCAACUUGGCCAACACCGUGGACAAGACUAUCAACAGCGUGCUCGGAUUCAUGCCCACAGUUCCGCACUGGGGUUGGAACGGCAACGCCAGGAGAUACUGGGACAACUACUACGGAGGCAAACUGAGGCGCCUCGAGCGGCAGAUCCACCACUACGGCUCUGGCCUCAACGCACAGGUCCUGCUGGGCGCCUUCCGUAGCAACCCGCAGGAUUCGUACCUCCUCAGAGUAGGAUACGGUGGAAUCAGCGGUCCGAUGUCGAACAUCAAUGCGGAAGGGUUCGCGGCUGCCAGCUUCCACUCGUGGCCGGAUACGCUCAAAUGGGACGGAAUUAGCGGCGACUACGGCCCUGGCUUCCUCGGCCUCGCGCUGAACACGGGCACAUACAUCGCCCAAGACCCUUCUCUCGGCCUGGUCGCGUACGGAGGUACGUUGUCCGUCUCCAACGGCACGGCCACCGUCCGCACGACGGACCCGACCCGCCGCAAGGUCUUCGUCGGCCCGCUUGGUCUCUUGGUGUACACGGACGCGGGCAUCAUCAGCGAGGUGUCGUACCGCGUCGCGGAUGCAGCCGUCUCGGGCGUCACGGUUAGGUUGUCCCAGCUUCCUGGCGUGCCUGUGGCCAAGGCCGCGAAUGUGUGGGUGGAGCAGACUGCCGGGGCUGGGGAGUAUCAAGUGAGCUUGGGUUCUGGAGUUGCGGUGAGCAGAGGCGGUUGGAGGGUUGAGCUGGAUGGGACAGAGACUGUCGAUGUACAUGUUGUGCCGGCGUAAUCUUGGCCAUAAUUGUCUUGGUCGAAUGCCGGAUAGCCACGCGAGUUGGCUUAGGGUGGAAGGGCGACUCAAUUGAACUUAAGGAACUAUAAGCCCUGCAAAAUUGCAUUUGUGUUGAUUUCGCUGCAGCAGGUCGAACAGUUCCGUUUCUUAAACAGAAACCGUCGUG
Messenger RNA from Microdochium trichocladiopsis, 3123 nucleotides. RefSeq lists its product as uncharacterized. NCBI's taxonomy places the organism in Eukaryota, Fungi, Ascomycota, Sordariomycetes, Xylariales, Microdochiaceae. The transcript is spliced from 4 exons. The record is from RefSeq and is a predicted model, not a curated record. The coding region runs from base 177 to 2954 and encodes 925 amino acids.